Cuscuta campestris is the source of this 1605-nucleotide messenger RNA. Lineage: Eukaryota; Viridiplantae; Streptophyta; Magnoliopsida; Solanales; Convolvulaceae. The record is from the annotation of a GenBank genome assembly.
CUUCAUUUUCUCUCCAAUUUCUUUCCUCUCAUUUUCUCUCCCCAUCCAAACAAAGGGUAAGAGCUCUUUUUUUCUUUCUUUCCAACUUUCCAAGAACUCUUAGCAAACACCCCUAUGCAUCUCCUUCGCACAUGCACUUUUCGCAUUUAAUUUAAAUGAAAAUUUAUGAAGUACACAAAAUUUCUGACUUUACUUCUUAUCAGAACAUAGGUCCUCAUUUUGAGGCAUGGAACACUGGCAUUCUUGGCCCGGUUUCUCUUUCUGGUCUUAACGAGGGGAAGAGAGAUUUAACCUGGCAGAAAUGGUCUUACAAGAUUGGCCUCAAAGGAGAAGAAAUGAGGCUUCACUCACUCACUGGGAGCUCCUCAAUUGAAUGGAUUCAAGGCGCUUUUGUGGUUCAAAAACAGCCACUCACAUGGUAUAAGACUACUUUCAAUGCUCCGCCGGAGAAUGAACCUCUGGCAUUGGAUAUGAUCACUAUGGGCAAAGGUCAGGCAUGGAUAAACGGUCAAAGCAUCGGGCGAUAUUGGCCUGCAAACACAGCAUCUGGCAGCUGUGGUGCCUGUAAUUACGCUGGUUGGUAUGAUGAGAAUAAAUGCCUGAGUAACUGUGGCGAAGCUACACAAAGAUGGUACCAUGUUCCUCGGUCUUUCCUGCAGCCGACUGGGAAUUUGCUAGUUAUAUUUGAAGAAUGGGGAGGAAACCCGUACGGGAUCUCGCUGGUGAAACGCGAAGUUGAGAGUGUGUGUGCAGAUAUAUAUGAGUGGCAACCACAGUUGAUGAACUGGAAGAUGCAAUCAUCUGGUGAAGUCAACAAACCACUCAGGCCUAAAGCUCACCUCUCCUGUGGUCCUGGUCAGAAGAUCUCCUCAAUCAAAUUUGCUAGCUUUGGAACUCCCCAGGGGGUUUGUGGAAGCUUCCGCCAGGGAAGCUGCCACGCAUUCCGCUCCUACGAUAUUUUUCACAAGUACUGCAUUGGAUGGAACUUUUGCACGGUGCCCGUAACACCCGAAGCCUUUGGAGGAGAUCCAUGCCCAAAUGUGAUGAAGAAACUGUCUGUUGAGGUUGUGUGCAGUUAGUUAAUUGCCCGGAGAUUCAAACAUUCAUUCAAACUCAUCAGACAUUCUUAUUGCAUCAAAGGAGAGGCCAUAAGUAUAUUUUCAUACUCUUAUCAUUCUUUUUAACUUGGCUAAGCAAACAAAUCAGUUUGCCUUGCCUCUAUACACACACAUACAUACACACAUACAUACCUGCAGAAAGAGAUUCUUUGAAUUGAUUGUUUGGACGCGCGCAUUGCCCGAAGGAGUCCAUAUGAAGAAAAAAAUGUAAUUACAAAGUUUUACUGUUUUCAGAAUUUCUGAAUACUCGGUGGAGCAUGCAGGUGUAAUGGAGCGUCGAGAUGUUGCCACCUCAUGAAGUGGUUGCAUCUUGAUGCUCCAUUGUGCUAGCUAGCGGGCUCACAAUGGAACACGCUAGAGAGACUUGUUUUUAGAAUUUCUGAUUUCUGUACUCAUGUAUUACCAACUUACCAUGUAUGUAUGUUAAUUAAUUAAUGCGUUGAAUUUCAAUUAUUAUUAUUAUCAUCGUCGUUGUCGGGGUUCUGAU